AUAUCGCCUGCCGGUGCGAUGACUGACACUUCCGCCCCUACCACUGCCCCUGCCGCCAACGUCAAGAAGGAUGUUGCGGCGCAAGUGCCUGCGAUUGUCGUUGAAAAGGACUCCACAACGCCGUCGGAAUACCGCAUCUCGGAGAAAUGGGACAAGUGUGUCGAAAGCUUCGUGGUGAACUUCUCGGCAGGCCUCGUGGCCGGUGGCGUGACCUCCCUCGUUCUGGCCCGCACCAGUGCUGGCCGCGCUGCCCUCACAGGAUUUGGCGCAGGCGCCGGUGUUGGGGCCACGUGGACAACAUGCAGUCUCGCGUUUGAGGAAGAACUCCCCAAGAAGUAGAGCCAUCGAUUCGCUGUCCUUGUUGCAUGAUAAUACACAAUUCUACUCAAACCUUGCAGCAUGUCAGACA
Molecule: messenger RNA, 409 nt
Organism: Aphanomyces astaci
Lineage: Eukaryota; Oomycota; Saprolegniomycetes; Saprolegniales; Verrucalvaceae
Exons: 1
Coding region: 19-339 (106 amino acids)
Cellular component (GO): mitochondrial inner membrane; mitochondrion; MICOS complex
Source: RefSeq, a predicted model, not a curated record